This is a messenger RNA of Paramecium sonneborni, 1121 nucleotides long. The record is from the annotation of a GenBank genome assembly. Lineage: Eukaryota; Ciliophora; Oligohymenophorea; Peniculida; Parameciidae.
AUGAUUGUAAGAAUUCAUUUAAACACUAUUAAAAUGGCUUAUGCUAUUUCUAAUAAAUUAGCUGCUAAUAAAAUCAGCAAACUCUCUUCAAGACUUAAAUAAAAAUAAACUGUAGAAGAUGUUCAUAAUUUAUAAGAUUUCUUAACUACUUAAAUUUAAGAGAGUAUAUCUAUUCAUUAUAUUUUUAGAUAAGCUUUAUAAUACAAUACAUAGAACUUCUAAAUAUGAUGAUGGUUUUGAUGAAUUUUUAUAAGAAUACAAAAAGAAGCAUAAAGAUAUUUUAGAUUUAACUCAUUAUGCAACAUCUCCAUUGAAUAAAACCAAUGAAUUAAGAGAAUAAGAAUUUAGAUAAUUAUAAGCAUUUCUUGAUAGAAGAAAGAAAGAAUUAAGACAUAAUAUUAUAGCUAAUGAUGAUAAAUCUAAAUAAGUAGUCUUAAGAAAGAGAGGAGAAGUAAAAUACGGAAGAAAUGUUAAUAGAUCAGGUUUUAAAAUUAAUGAUUAAUUCUUUACUAUUCUAAUAGAUAGAGAUACCAAUACUUAAGUAACGACUUUAUAAAGAAUUAAUUCAUUUAGAUAAUUAAUUUUUAUUGGAAAUGCAAAUGGUGUUAUAGGAUUUGGGUAUUAUAUUUAUAAUAUUUAAAUAAGAAAAGGGAAAGGUAAAGACUUUUAAACAGCCCUAACUAGAGCAAGAAUAGAUGCUAAAAGAAAUUUAGUACCUAUAAGUUUAGAUUUAUGGCAUACUUGUCCAAUUCCACUUACAGGAAGAUUUAAUGAUGCUGAGAUAGAAAUAAAUCCAAGACCAUUAGGUUUCAAUGCAUAUGGUAAUCCUUAAAUUGCAUCAAUGAUUAUGUUAACUGGAAUUCAUCAUUGUAGUUUCAAAGUUAGAUCUAGGAAUUAAGUUCCUUAUUCUUUACUUUAUGCAUUUAUGUAAGCUGUUACAGGGUAAUUACUUUCUCUUAGAUAUUCUUAGUAAUACUUCGGCUGAAGAAGUAAGUGAAGCUUGUGGUAUGAAAAUCUAUAGAUAAAAUUGGGGUAAAAAAAUUGGAAGAACUACUCCAUUAACAUUUGAUGGUAUUUGAGUUACUUUCCUUUAUAACAUUUUUAAUAUAUCUAUUAGACCG